Harpegnathos saltator (Jerdon's jumping ant) is the source of this 906-nucleotide messenger RNA. Its product is annotated as histone-lysine N-methyltransferase SETMAR-like. Gene Ontology annotation, cellular component: nucleus; site of double-strand break; condensed chromosome. The coding region runs from base 1 to 906 and encodes 301 amino acids. Gene Ontology annotation, molecular function: double-stranded DNA binding; single-stranded DNA endonuclease activity; histone H3K36 methyltransferase activity. Lineage: Eukaryota; Metazoa; Arthropoda; Insecta; Hymenoptera; Formicidae. The record is from RefSeq and is a predicted model, not a curated record. Gene Ontology annotation, biological process: double-strand break repair via nonhomologous end joining; DNA double-strand break processing; replication fork processing. The transcript has a single exon.
AUGCACCAUGUGUGUCGGAAGUGGUUUGCGAAAUUUCGUUGCGGAGAUUUUGAUCUCCAAGAUGCUCCUCGCUCUGGUCGGCCAGUCACUACUGAUGUCGAUCAUAUCAAGGCUUUAAUCGACUCCGACCGGCAUUUGACAACUACAGAGAUCGGACAUAACCUCAACAUUGACCAAUCAACUGUUUUGAGACAUUUACGGAAGCUUAGGAUGGUAAACAAGCUUGAUGUUUGGGUGUCGCACGAACUGAGCGAAAAGAAUAUAAUGGACCGAAUUUCAGCUUGCGAUUUGCUCAAACGCCAUCAAAACGAACCAUUUUUAAAGCAGAUGAUCACUGGCGAUGAAAAGUGGAUUGUCUACAACAAUGUCAGUCAAAAAAGAUCAUGGUCGAAGCGCUGGGAAGCUGCUCAGACGGUCGCAAAGGCUGGAUUACACCCGAAGAAGGUCAUGUUCUGUAUCUGGUGGGAUUGGAAAGAAAUCGUCUAUUAUGAGCUAGUGCCACCCAACAAAACAAUUGAUUCGACCAAGUACUGCUCACAACUGGCUAAAUUAAAGCGAGCAAUCGAUCAGAAGCGGCUCAAAUUGACAAACAGAAAGGGCGUUGUGUUCCACCAGGACAACGCUAGACCACACGUUUCUCUGAUGAUCCAGCAAAAGUCAUUGCGGCUUGGGUGGGAUGUUUUGGUGCACCCACCGUAUAGUCCGGACGUUGUACCUUCAGACUAUCACUUGUUCCGGGCGCUACGAAACAAUUUGAAUAAUAAAACCUUCAACUCUCUAAACGUCCUCAAAAACCACUUGGAUGACUUCUUUGCCCAAAGAUCUCAGGAUGAAAAAGGGAUAAUGAAGCUUGUGGAGAGAUGGCAGAAAGUCAUUGAACAGAACGGAACAUAUUUAGUUGAUUAA